UAGCGCCGGCCGUGCCGUACAUGUAUACGCGUAAUACAACGCACACAAACGGCACAGUUAUUCAGUGUACAAAAACCUACAUUCUCUCGUGAGAAUUUUGACUGACGUUUAUUUUCCAGGAUUAGGAAUUCCUCUCAGUGAAUGUAUUGUCUGAAAAACCAAAGCGCUGUCACGGUUGAGGGAGAAUGAUUGUCCUCUCUAAUCAGAGAAACGAGCUUCCGAAAUUGAAGCAGAGAUCUGCGGAGGAAAAUCUCAACGCUAAAUCCAGACGUUAGCCGUCAGGCGAAUCGCCCUCUCCCCCUCUUCUCUUCAGCCGAGACCGUCAUUACCUUCACAAGUUCAUUACCAUGGAGCAAAUGGCGUGAACGGUCGUGACUGGCAAGCCCAAAGACAUAUUUAAAUGUAUGCGCCGGAUAUAGCGACGAGGCCAUAACAAGUGUGGUGCGUGUGUAUCGAGCCCCUUUUGAAUUGUUCAUUCAAGCGGUGCAUGUUCGUCCGGCCAGACAAUUUCUCUCUUGUAAAUUGCACAAACACGCCCGGGGAGAAACGUAGCAUGCCGACACUGAUGUAAGUGUUCAAGGCUUCAAGACUUCAGGAUAUUCAAGGUACAAAUAUAUUCCGAUAGAAAGCGUUCAGAUUCUCCAAUGAAGCUAUGGAGAGACCUCACUAGGACCAGGAAGCACAUCAACCAGGUUAUGAAGGCCAUCAACUGAGACAUGGGAUGCUCUGCUACCAAGACAGUGCCUCAGGAGCGUUCAACUCCCGUCAAAGGCCAGAGCAAUGGAGAUAUCCUCAAGCAUCACAAGCAAGAUGAUGUCAAAAGUCACACACAAGGCAAGGAGAAUAUCAAACAGAGCCCUGCCAUACACGACAGUCAGAACGGUGGACAGACUGGUGGUCAGAUGGGUGGGAGAUCCGGAGAGCAGACCGGUGAAAGCACAGGGGAAGAAGCCAACCAUAAAGUAUCAAAAGAAAUCAGUUUAUCGAAGGAUCUGGGGUUGCGAAAGUUACAACGGAAAGAAACACCGCAGGCUGGUCCUUUGGCGCAGAAUAAUAAGGCCAUCUCCCAGAGCCAGAUGGAAUUCUUCAAGUUAUUGGAUGAGAAGAUUGAAAAGGGUGGUGAGUUAAUAGAGGGUGACGAAGAUGUGACGUAGCCCAAGGCCCCAUCUGAUUUCUCUGGAAUACUCAGAGAGACUGGAAACAAGACUUUUGUUUUGACAUCUCAUGAUGUACAUUUUGGACUGGACCCAUUUGUUGGCCAGCAAACCUAUGAUGAAUCGCCAGGGUCAUGUCUGUGAACAUGGACACCGAAUUGCUACGUGAUGUCAUCUGUCACCAAAUAACCUCCCCGAUGUUGGCUGUCACCAGAUGUCACCUGCUGUCACAUAUCACCUGUCGUCACGUCACCUGUCACAUGGAUAAACCACAGAGUUUGCUUGGUUUAACUAGAUUUCUGGCCCACCUGUGUUUGAUUCAACAACCUGUUUACCCCUGCCACUUGCCAUCUGCCACAAGUCUGAAACCAACAACUUAGCCUCAGUAGUUUCAGUAUUCUGUUGCCGAAGUCUACUUGAUUGUUUUUUAAAUCAUGCUGCAGUGAUUAACGAGUUCCUUCAUGGUAAAGUGGAGAAGUGAGGUAUUUCACGUGACGUCACAGGUCAGUAGUCUCCAUAGUCACCCACGCGCCUGCCAUAUUGGACGUCUACUGUUGCACACUAGUAAAUAAACUGCCAUAGACUCCAGUGAUGAAUACGCCCACUUUCGAAAUUCAGGAAAAAUACUCGCAACUCUCCGAUGUUUUUGAGACGCAUAUCAAAUUAAAGCUUAUUUCAUCAUCUUUAAUUUUCUGUUCAAUGCUGGGGUUAUAAUCUAGGACUUUUGAGAGAAAAAUCGGAAAUCAGCCGUGACAAAUACCGCAGAACAUGCACGUUAGGCUUAAUGCAAUGUACUGUACGAUCGAUCCAGCCCACGCUAGACGCCCAAAAUGGCGACCAGGCACAUGAUAA
Patiria miniata (bat star) is the source of this 2006-nucleotide messenger RNA. RefSeq lists its product as uncharacterized. Bases 717 to 1154 code for a protein of 145 amino acids. Lineage: Eukaryota; Metazoa; Echinodermata; Asteroidea; Valvatida; Asterinidae. The record is from RefSeq and is a predicted model, not a curated record. The transcript is spliced from 7 exons.